Molecule: messenger RNA, 1408 nt
Organism: Rosa rugosa (rugosa rose)
Lineage: Eukaryota; Viridiplantae; Streptophyta; Magnoliopsida; Rosales; Rosaceae
Product: LRR repeats and ubiquitin-like domain-containing protein At2g30105
Exons: 10
Coding region: 41-1195 (384 amino acids)
Molecular function (GO): protein binding
Source: RefSeq, a predicted model, not a curated record
CCAAAGAACAAGAAAGACCCAACUGCAACGACAGGGAGAAAUGGAGACCGGUGCCACCGGCGCUGACGUCAGCGGAGCGACCACCACCACCACCACCACCAUAAGCCUGAGCGUCAAGUUCAGUGGCCGAACCAUACCCAUCACAAAUCUCUCACCGGACUCGACCAUCAAGGACCUCAAGGCCCUUCUUCAACCUCUCACCAAUGUCCUCCCUCGCGGCCAAAAGCUCAUAUCCAAAGGGAAGCUUUUGGUGGAUGCAAUGACGCUGAGGGAGUCUGAGAUCACUAAUGGGGCCAAGAUCAUGCUCAUGGCUUCUCAGGGUUUGCACCAAGGGGAUGGACCUAUUCUUAAACAAGCUCAGAGUCGCCCCAUUUCUAGAGACAACAAUGCUGAUAGAUCUGAUAAAGGAAAGGCGAAAAAAGCUGCUGUUGAUAAGAAUAGGUUGGAACGAUGGAAGGCUACUGGAGUUAUAGGACUCAGUGAGUGUAACUUGAAGGCUAUUCCCGAGGAAGUCUGGGGGGAUUCUAGAACUUCUGCAAGAGUUCUUGACCUCAGCAACAAUGUUAUUCAAGAAGUACCCGCCUUGAUUGGCUGUAUGAAUUCCUUGCAGAAACUUUUACUCGAUUCAAACGAUAUAUCGGAUGACUCUGUUAGCUGGGAAGCACUAAAAUCUUUAAAGUCUUUAACUGUUCUUUCUCUGAACCAAAACCGUUUAACUAGAUUGUCAUCGGAUCUGGGCUGGUUGCCAUCACUAAGGCAACUUCAUGUUGCGAACAACAUGUUGUCUAGCCUCCCAAGUGAAUUGCGAUAUCUGCCUAAGCUUGAAGUUCUGAAAGUCAACAAUAACAGGAUCACCACCAUUCCUCCAUGGAUAGGGGACCUUAUUUCUCUUAUUGAGGUUGAUCUUUCAUCAAAUCUUCUGUCAGAUUUGCCCGAGACAUUUAGCAAUUUGCAUAAUCUAAAGUCCCUGUCUCUCAGUAAUAAUGGGCUGAAAUCUCUCCCUUCUUCACUAUUCAAAAUGUGCCUAAUGCUCACAAGACUUGACUUGCACAACACAGAAAUAACCAUGGAUAUCCUUCGUCAGAUUGAGGGAUGGGAAAACUUUGAUGAACGCCGUCGCUUGAAGCAACAGAAGAAACUGGAUUUUCGUGUUGUGGGCUCUGCUGCAUUUGAUGAAGGUGCUGAUAAAAGCUGAUGCUAGUGAUUUCUGGAAUCUGGAUUACAUGCUGCAUUUGUGUAAAUUUCAGUCCAUGCUGACAUUUGUAUCUAGAGGAACCAAAUUGAGUUUUGUCCAUGAUAGUUUGUUAUAGGAUUUUAUAUAAAUCAGAGAAAUUGGUACAAUGGAUCUUUUGAGAAAUACUUUGAAAAUUUAAUUCAAUGGUUACGGGGCAAGAGAGACCUGGUUUAU